AACACAACACCCGUUUGUUUCUUCGCUUCGCGUACAGCGCUUCAUUCAUUCUCGUUUCGCUCUUCCUUCGCCAAAGGUGUGUGUAGCGCGCUGCUCUCGCGCACUCCCGAGCCGGAGCCAGUGAGCGCGUUUAUGACCGGUUCUUCCGUUCUUCGCGUUCUUUUCCAGCCGCGAGAUUGUAAGUUUGCUCUAGUGCUGAGGUUUCCUCCCUCCCCCCCCCCCGCGCUCCCUUUCCACCCCUUGCGGACACACACGGACAAGCAACUAGUGAGGCUCGGCAUUUAUGGAAGCCACCAUAUCAACGGAGAAGAGCAUAAGUGUACGUUCAAAUUAAAAAAGCGCGAGCCGUGGGCUUGAAUCAAGAGUGUGUUUUUUAGCGCAGCAGCUCCAGCGAUGACGAUCGAACCUUCUGCACUUCGGCGAGUUGGAUGAAGCAACAUCGAAAGAUCGUUUUCUAAGAGAAACAGUGAGUGUGCGAGUGUGUGUGUGUUGUGAAAAGUGUGAAAAAAUGGACUGUGGACGAUAGCUUUUGCGGCUGCUCCUGUUGCGGGUAAAGGGCCACGGCAAGGCCAGAAAGGUAAACAAACAAAGUGUCAAAAGUGUUCGCGAUAAGCGCGAUAAUACACGCACGCACACACGCAACAACCGGCGGGUCUCGUUUCGGCGUUGAAGCAGCUCCUAAAAACACGUGUGAAGAAGAAGAAGAAGACAAACAGACAAGCACAAACCAACAACAACAACAACGAUGCCCGAUCACGAUAUCGAGAUGAUAACGAGCGAGCAGCUGCACGCGGCGCUGCGCAAGUCGCAGAAGCACUUCAUCAUACUGGACUGCCGCAGCUCGCACGAGUACACGGAAAGCCACAUCCGGACGGCGGUCAACUUCUCGAUCCCGUCCAUCAUGCUGCGCCGGUUCGCGGCCGGCAAGAUCGACAUCACGUCCACGAUCAAGUGCCGCGAUCUGAAGGAGCGCAUCCUGUCCUGCUACAAGGAGAGCACGUUCGUGCUGUACAACAAUAGCAACGAGCCGGUCGGGGACAGUGGCGGCGGCGGCGGCGGCGGGGGAGCUGGCAGCCGCGAGGAGCUGGUCAUGAUGGCCACCGGAUGUGGUGCCGGCCUGGUGCCGGCGAGCGGUACGGCGGCCGCCGGCAACGACACCACGAUUAAUGUGCUGCAUCGCAAACUCAAGCAAGAUGGCUGUCGGGUGGUCUGUCUCGAAGGUGGUUAUGCAAACUUUCGUCAGUCAUUUCCGGAGUGGUGCGAGGAUGAAGUCAUCAACGCGAACCUGCAGACGGGCUGUGCGGCAACGGAGCAACUGAUGGGAUUAAGAUCCCUCCGCAUUUCGAUCCCGUUCUCGGACUCGGCGUGCAGCAGCAGCACCGAGUCGUCGGACUGUGAGAGCAGCACCAACUACCUGUCGGAGGCGGCGGUUAGCGUCGAGCCGGUCGAAAUACUGCCCGGCCUCUUCCUCGGCAAUGCCUCGCACAGUGAGGAUCUGAAGUCGCUGAAAAAGUACAACAUUAAAUACAUUCUGAACGUGACGCCCGAUCUGCCGAAUGUGUUCGAACGGGACGGACAGAUACGCUAUCUGCAGAUACCGAUCACCGACCACUGGUCGCAGGCGGGCGACCUCGCGAACCACUUCCCGGAUGCGAUCAAGUUCAUUGAUGAAGCCCGCUCGAACGGAUGCGGCGUGCUGGUGCACUGUCUGGCCGGCGUGUCCCGCUCGGUGACGGUCACGCUCGCCUACCUGAUGUUCGCCCGCACCCUCUCGCUGAACGACGCCUUUCUGCUGGUGCGCUCGCGCAAACCGGACGUCUCGCCCAACUUCCACUUUAUGCAGCAGCUGCACAGCUUCGAGCAGCAGCUCAACAUCGACCCGACCCAGUCGGCGUCCGCCAAGCAGGCGCUCUACUCGGCCUCCUCUUCCUCAGCGGCCUCUUCCUCCUCGGUCGGCGGCGGUGCAUCCUCAACCGGUGGCCAUUCCGUGUCCACGACCCCGUACAGUGCCAGCUCGAUCGGGUCGUCCGGGUCGGGAUCGGCCGGGCUUGAGCCGUCGGCACGCCAACACCUCCACCAGCACCACCAACAGCACCACCACACGACGACGCCCCACCACGCCGCGCAUCUGCACCAUCAGCAUGCGCUGCAGUCGAAGCACUCGAUGCAUCAGGUCCACUCCCGGCACGCGGUCAAGUACACCUGCGCGUGCGUGGAGGUGGAGUGCAAGUGUACGCAGGCGGCGAUCGAUCUGCUCGGCCCGUUCACCACCGGCAUCUCGCCCGACUCCGGCAUCGAGUUCGACCGGUGGACGCCGAGCAGCAACACGCCGAAAUGAGAUACGGCCGGCGUGGAGGGUGGACGGUUCCAACUGCCGGACCACUUCCACCACCACGAUGAUCAACCCGGUGGCGGUGGGGUCGUUGCCACCGUCGCGGAAGACUCCGGCUCAUCCUCGUCCGAUCCGGCAGGCUAAAGAGAGAGCGAGAGAGCGAGAGAGAGGGAUCUUCUGAGACAUGUUUUUCGCUUCGCGCGUGUGUGUUGUUGUAGUUGGUGGUGUAGCGCCUCCAACGCACACACACACACACACACGCGUUAGCCAGCACCCGUUUCCCUUGUCCUCUGAUAGGACGCUCUGUUUCGGAAAAGCCCCCGCAUUUCCCUUCCACGGGAAUGGACGAAACAGGAAACCCGAAAAGGGACGGAACGAGUGCAUCAUCGUCAUCAUCCCAUCAUCAGAUCAUCAGGCAUUUUUGGUGAAGAGAAAGGAAGAGAGAGAGAGAGGGAGAAGUAGAGAGUUUCUCGCUUUAGUGUGUGUAUGUGUUCUUGUAUUAGCAGUGGGGGAGAAAUCCGACGCAAGGAUGCUGAUUAGUAGAGUAGACUUAUACAUAUAUACAUACAUACAUACUACACUACGCUAUAUACACAUCCAAUGGUAUAUAAAUAUAGAGAUACACCCAUACAUAUAGUGCAUAUUAUAGAUAUAUAUUUAUGUUAACACACGUCUCGUUAUUAUGAAUUAAAAUCAAACACAAAAAAGCCAACAACACAAA
Molecule: messenger RNA, 3053 nt
Organism: Anopheles gambiae (African malaria mosquito)
Lineage: Eukaryota; Metazoa; Arthropoda; Insecta; Diptera; Culicidae
Gene: Mkp3
Product: dual specificity protein phosphatase Mpk3
Exons: 6
Coding region: 746-2338 (530 amino acids)
Biological process (GO): protein dephosphorylation; negative regulation of MAPK cascade
Cellular component (GO): cytoplasm; cytosol
Molecular function (GO): MAP kinase tyrosine/serine/threonine phosphatase activity; protein tyrosine/threonine phosphatase activity
Source: RefSeq, a predicted model, not a curated record